Lachancea mirantina is the source of this 1521-nucleotide messenger RNA. The record is from the annotation of a GenBank genome assembly. NCBI's taxonomy places the organism in Eukaryota, Fungi, Ascomycota, Saccharomycetes, Saccharomycetales, Saccharomycetaceae.
AUGAUUGAGGCCGCGAUACAGCCAAGUUUGGCGAGUUUACGUGAAUUUUUGGUGCAGAACAACGAUGUUUCUGUCAAUAUGUACCCGGUGUACUGCUUCCUACCGGCAAUGGACUUGACACCGCACCAGGCGUAUUUGAAGCUUGCUGGGCUCAAUGACGCAGACCGGGAGCCGUCGUUUCUGCUAGAAAGUGCCACUAGCGACAACCAGCUUGGAAGGUACUCGUUUCUCGGAUCGAAGCCUCGCAAAGUGAUCAAGACGGGCCCGACUGAGGGCAACGAAGUUGACCCUAUGACGAUCUUGGAACAGGAAUUGAGCCACUUCAAAGUCGCUGAAAACGUGCCCGGAUUGCCCAAAUUGAGCGGUGGUGCCAUUGGGUACGUGUCGUACGACUGCGUCAAGUAUUUCGAGCCCAAGACGCGACGCGAGCUCAAGGACACGUUGCAACUCCCUGAAGCUUUUUUGAUGCUAUUUGACACGAUCGUGGCCUUCGACCACGUCUACCAGCGGAUCCAGAUCAUCCACAACAUCGAAGCGAACGAGCCCCAAGCGCUCGAAUCCGGGUACGAAGCAGCUAAGAAAAAGAUCCAGAACGUUGCAGAACGGCUAUUGAAGGACCAACGCGACUACGCGCCGCAUCAGCCCGCGAUUAAAUUAGGCCAGACUUUCACGUCGAACAUUGGUGAAAAGGGCUACAAAGACCACGUAUCCACGCUCAAGCAGCAUAUCAAGAAGGGUAACAUCAUCCAAGGUGUACCCUCACAGAGGGUCGCGCGUCCGACGUCGCUGCAUCCGUUCAACAUAUACAAACAUCUCAGAACCGUCAAUCCGUCGCCAUAUCUGUUUUACCUGGACUACCUAGAUUUUCAAGUCAUCGGCGCGUCGCCCGAAUUGCUGUGCCAAAGCGACAGCAGGGGCCGUAUUGUCAACCAUCCCAUCGCGGGCACCGUCACCAGGGGAAAGACGCCUGCAGAAGACGACCGUCUUGCUGACGAGUUGAGAAACUCCCUCAAGGACCGUGCGGAGCACGUCAUGCUUGUCGACCUUGCCAGAAACGAUGUCAACCGCGUGUGCGAUCCAUUGACCACCAAAGUCGACAAGUUGAUGACCGUUCAGAAAUUUUCUCACGUCCAACAUUUGGUCUCUGAGGUUUCGGGCACUUUAAGGCCCGGAUUGACCCGUUUCGAUGCGCUCAGAUCCGUUUUCCCAGCCGGAACUGUGAGUGGAGCGCCUAAAGUCAAAGCCAUGGAGCUUAUUGCGGAGCUAGAGGGCGAAAAACGUGGUGUCUACGCGGGCGCCGUUGGUCAUUGGUCCUACGACGGCAAGACCAUGGAUACCUGUAUUGCGCUUAGAACAAUGGUUUACAAAGAUAACGUGGCCUAUUUGCAAGCGGGUGGUGGUAUCGUGUUUGAUUCCGACGAGCAAGCAGAGUACGAAGAGACCUUGAACAAAAUGUUGUCAAAUCACAGCACUAUUGUUCAAGCAGAAGAGAUUUGGGCAUCGAAAGUGGGCUCGAUCUGA